Messenger RNA from Australozyma saopauloensis, 1965 nucleotides. RefSeq lists its product as uncharacterized. Bases 1 to 1965 code for a protein of 654 amino acids. Lineage: Eukaryota; Fungi; Ascomycota; Pichiomycetes; Serinales; Metschnikowiaceae. Gene Ontology annotation, molecular function: chromatin binding. Gene Ontology annotation, cellular component: nuclear inner membrane. The transcript has a single exon. The record is from RefSeq and is a predicted model, not a curated record.
AUGCUACUGGAAGUUGGGAUUCCUCAUUCUGACUCACCCUCUAAGGGCAAUGUCUUCGAAAUUGACAGCGAUUCUGAGACAGAUGUUCUCUCUCCUAGGAAAAAAAAGUUGAAGCCAGACCUUCUCAUAGCUGCAUCGCCAAACUUGAGCAAGUUAUUGAAGUCUCCCUCUACCCCCACCUCUAAGUCCAUUACACCUAGAAAGCAGGCGACAAAUAGCUCAACCCGCACACCAUUACAGAACGCAAGAUCAACUCCUGACACCGCUCAUUCCGAAAAAUCUAAAUCAAAUUCACCAGAUGCCGCAAAUGUCCUUGAGACCUCUAGUGAAAUCCCAAGUAGAUCAACAGUGCAACAGUCUUCAUCUCCUGUGCCAUCUUCUCGCGCUAGCCUUGCAAACUCUAUUUCUUCGAAGAGUGAUGAAGGGUCUCAAAAGCCUCACUCUGCUCAUAGUUCAUUUGAUACUGCAUCCUCUUUCGACAGGGCUUUGAAUAAGUUGAAACCCUCUAGUGAUUCAAGCUCUGAUUUUGAAACAAGUUCUCGCGAGAAACAGGACGAAGAUUUGGCAAAACUUUUGGGGGUUGACAUUCAUAGUGUUAAGCCAAAACCCAAAGGUCGCAGGUCUAUCACGCCUCGGAGACCAAUUUACAUUCUGAAAGCAGAACUCAGUCGUCUGAGAGAUGAAGCCAAGAACCAAAGUCAGGUUGAGAUCGAAGAAAUUGAUACCGUCAAUAUCUUGGACGAUGCUAAUCACUCAGACUCAUCGCUUUGUUCUGAUGCCGAUAUCGAGCAACCUAAAAAACCAUUUUCGAGUUCAGUAUUAAAGUUUUUCUUCUACCUUUUGUUAUGGCUCUCAGUUGUUGGUUCAUUGCUUUACACGUAUUGGUUUAGGGAGCAGACCCUUCUAGUUGGCUACUGCGGUCAUGAAAUCAACCAGAGGACCAUUCCAAAAACUGAUAAAUAUCCGAGCGCAUUCAUUCAAUUCGGAGAGUAUUUGGACGACAAUUUCAAACCAAAUUGUGUUGACUGCCCUCAGCAUGCAAGAUGCUUCCCUCACUUAGAGAUCGCUUGCUACGAUGAUUUCAUGCCGUAUGCCCCUUGGUACUAUAGAUAUAUCCCUUUUGUUGAUCCCAAAGCUCAAAAGUGUAUUCCAGACACUAAGAAGGCCGAGAAAAUCGAAAGUAUGAUUGAUAUCUCUCUAGACUUAUUGAGAGCUCGCAACGCAAACAUUAAAUGCGGUAGGUCCUCUCCAGAAGACAUGACUGCUGGCAUUAGCCUUUCUGAUCUCCACGAUCUUUUGUUAUCUUUGAAAGCUCCCUACAUUACGGUAGAAGAAUUCGAGGAACUAUGGGAGCGUUCCGUGGUGGAAUUGGAAAAAGAACCAGAAAUAAUUGUAAGGCAAGUUACCAUUUUUGAUCAUACCAACCAAUCAAGUACGCAUACUAACAUUCAGGUCGGACUUGAGUCUAGUGAGUCUAGUACCCCAGAUAACUCUCACAACGCUGUUGAAACGAAGAACAGCAAGAACAAAGUUUUUCGAUCAACGUCCUUAUCGCACCUCAGUUUCAAGUGUUUGAUGUCUAAUACCAUAGUCUCUAUUCUCAUGAAAUUCAAGAUGGCUGUAUUUAUUGCUGCAUCUAUCUUAUUGGUGUCCUAUGGAGGUUAUUGGAAGUACCAACAAUCGCAGGUAUACGCGCAAAAAAUCGAGACCAUCUACAAGGAAGUUCUCAAUAAGCUUCAAAGGCAAGCACGUUUAGCUCAGGAAUCAUCCGAGCUUCCUGCUUUUAUUGGGUCUAUUCAGCUUAGAGAUUUGAUUCUUAGUAGCGACACAAAUUUAGCAUACAAGAUGCGUCUUUGGGAAGGAAUAAGUCGGAGAGUUGACAAAAACACGAAUGUGAAGUCAGAAUUAUUAGAGGUUCAUGGUGAGGUCAUGAAAGUGUGGCAGUGGAUUGGAAGUAGAGAGUAA